Messenger RNA from Andrographis paniculata, 2206 nucleotides. RefSeq names its product probable nucleolar protein 5-1. The record is from RefSeq and is a predicted model, not a curated record. Gene Ontology annotation, cellular component: small-subunit processome; box C/D methylation guide snoRNP complex. Bases 185 to 1936 code for a protein of 583 amino acids. Lineage: Eukaryota; Viridiplantae; Streptophyta; Magnoliopsida; Lamiales; Acanthaceae. Gene Ontology annotation, molecular function: snoRNA binding. The transcript is spliced from 9 exons.
AAAUCUACACCGUUAGUUAGCCUUAUAAAUGCUGCUGGGAAGUCUAAACCCUUUCCUCUAAAACCCUAAUUUUGAGGCAGCCGAUUGCUCCGCCGCACUGUAAUCUGCCGGAGUAAUCCCAGGUACUUUUUUUGCUCGGGAGACGGUGGAAAAUCAGUUUCUUUUUGGUUGAGUUGGAGCGAGGAUGUUGCUACUGUUUGAAACCCCCGCGGGGUUCGCGCUUUUCAAAGUUUUGGAUGAAGGCAAACUUUCUAAAGUUGAGGAUUUGGGGAAGGAGUUCACUACUCCUGAAUCUGCCAGACAGGUUGUCAAGCUAAAAGCUUUUUCCAAGUUUGAGAACACGGCUGAGGCUUUAUCAGCUGCUACAUUGUUGAUAGAUAGCAAGCCCAGCAAAGGCCUUCGGAAAUUCUUGCGCAGCCAUUGUGAGGAUGACAUUUUAGCUGUAGCUGAUUCCAAACUUGGGAACACCAUCAAAGAGAAGCUGAAAAUUGAAUGUGUCCACAACAAUGCUGUCAUGGAACUCAUGAGAGGAGUGAGAAGUCAAUUGACUGAGCUUAUAUCUGGUUUAGCUUCACAAGAUUUGGCUCCAAUGAGCUUGGGUUUGUCCCACAGUUUGUCACGAUAUAAACUGAAAUUUAGUCCUGACAAGGUUGAUACAAUGAUAAUACAAGCCAUUAGCUUGUUGGAUGACCUUGAUAAAGAGCUGAACACAUAUGCAAUGAGAGUUAGGGAAUGGUAUGGUUGGCAUUUUCCAGAGCUUGCAAAAAUAGUAACAGAUAAUAUCCUUUAUGCCAAGUCUGUGAAGUUGAUGGGUAACCGAACAAAUGCUGCAAAGCUCGACUUCUCUGAGAUUCUACCUGAAGAUGUUGAAGCAGAACUCAAAGAAGCCUCUGUUAUUUCCAUGGGAACUGAAGUUAGUGACCUUGACUUGACAAACAUCAAAGAUUUGUGCAACCAAGUACUCUCUCUUGCAGAAUACAGAGCUCAGCUUUACGAUUACCUAAAGAGCAGGAUGAACACAAUUGCCCCAAAUCUUACUGCACUUGUUGGAGAACUAGUUGGUGCUCGAUUGAUUGCCCAUGGCGGCAGCUUAAUCAAUCUUGCUAAGCAGCCUGGAAGUACGGUGCAGAUACUUGGUGCGGAGAAGGCACUGUUCAGGGCACUAAAAACUAAGCAUGCAACUCCUAAAUAUGGACUUAUCUAUCAUGCAUCUUUAAUCGGUCAAGCAGCACCGAAGCACAAGGGCAAAAUAUCUAGGUCUCUUGCAGCAAAAUCUGCUUUAGCAAUUAGGUGUGAUGCUCUUGGAGACAAUAUCGACAAUUCCAUGGGUUUGGAAAACAGGCUUAAGCUUGAAGCUCGUUUAAGGAGCUUAGAAGGCAGAGAGCUUGGUCAUGCUGCUGGAUCUGCUAAAGGCAAACCCAAGAUUGAAGUAUAUGAUAAGGACAGGAAGAAAGGAUCCGGGGGGCUAAUUACUCCAGCAAAGACGUACAAUCCAGCAGCUGACUCGAUUCUGGGGCUAACGGAGUCUUUGACCGAGAAAGAUGAGAAUGAAUCCAUGCCACAAGUGACCGGGGAGGUGGACACUGAUGUGCCUAUGACCGAUGGAGAGAAAAAGAGCAAGAAAAAGAAGAAGAGAAAAGAUCAAGAAGACAAUGCCGCAGGCUUAAAUGAGGAUGUGGAAGUUGAAGGUGAAGCAAUUGCAAAGAAAGAGAAGAAGAAAAAGAAGCAUGCAGAAGCAGAUGACUCCGAGAAUGUCGACCAGGGAAAGAAGAAAAAAAGAAAGCACGCAGAGGAGGAUGAACACGAAAAUGCGGAUGUGGAUGGAAAGAAGAAGAAGAAAAAGAAGGCGAAAAAGCAAGAAGCUGCCGCAGAGGAAGCCGAUGAGACUUCAGCUAAAAAGAAAGACAAAAAGAAGAAGAAGAAAUCCGAAGAAUGAAGCGAAUGCCUGCCUGCCUGCCUGCCUUACAUAUAGAGGUACAAGCAAUGCUUUGCUUAUCAGACUGUUGUUUCUCGAGCAUGAUUUUGGUGUUUGUUUGUGUAAUCCUUUGCUUUUAACUUAUUGUGUUACCUUAAUGAUUUUGAAGCGCAAUGCAGUGAAAUUCCUCAAUUUUCUUGAAGAGUUUAUUAGUGUAUUGUUAAUUUUGAAGCAAAACAAAAUGGAUUUCCUAAACACUAUUAUGAGUUAAGUUUAAGCUUUUAGCUGCCA